ACUGGGCAGCUGGCACAAAACAUCUGCUGUUGCUAUGGAUGGAGAGUGUGGCAGCCAGGCCCCUGCUACCACAGACACUUAAGUCCAUGGCAGGGGACUGGCCUUGCCUCACACACAGAAAUUUGACCCAACACGUGGCCACUUUUCCUCCCCCUCGCUCUCCACCUUUGCCCCUGCCAGCAGGCUGCAUUCCUGCAGGGAGCAGGCAGACCUGUGCCACCAUGCUCAGCAUCAGGACAUUCCUACAAAAAACCCUCAUCCUUCUGCAAGUAACUACGUCUGUUGUCAUUGGCAAAACACUGAUGAUACUGUUCCCCAAUGCCAUGAAAAGACACAUCCUCAAACUAGGAGAAAAAAGCAGGAUGAAUGAAAACCCGAAGUUCAGCUAUGAAAACUGGGGACCCACUUUUUUCAGCUUCAAGUAUUUGCUCUUUGUGCUCAGGGUGAAGUGGAAGAGGCUGGAGGAUGAAGCCUGGGAGGGACAUCCUGCUCCCAACACGCCGGUGGUGACUUUAAACGGUGAAGUUCAUCACCUCCUUGACUUCAUGCAAGAUAACCGACCUCUAAUCCUGAAUUUUGGAAGCUGCACAUGACCUUCGUUCAUGUUAACGUUUCAUGAGUUCAACAAGCUCAUCAAAGAUUUCAGCUCUAUAGCAGAUUUUCUUAUUGUCUACAUUGAAGAAGCUCACGCAGAAGAUGGAUGGGCUUUUAAAAACAAUGUUGUUAUUAAAAAGCACAGAAGCCUUGAAGAUCGAAAAAUUGCAGCACAAUUGCUACAGAAAAAGAAUCCCUUAUGUCCAGUGGUUUUGGACACUAUGGAGAACGUGAGCAGUGCAAAAUACGCUGCGCUGCCAGAACGACUGUAUAUACUUCAAGGAGGGAAGGUUGUCCACAAGGGAGGAGAGGGGCCUUGGAAUUAUUACCCCCAGGAAAUACGUGCCAUCCUCGAAAAAAUGAAAUAGAAGACGGCUUCAGAGUAAAGACUAUCUGGAGAAAAACAGCCCAAUGAAUAAGUUUUCCUAUGUAAAGUGGUCCCUUACAUGUUUCUUUAGAGGUUCCCAAGCCUCAUCACUGCCCCCCAUUACUGCACUGGGGGAUCUUACUAUGCUUAUCCUACUUGGGGUAAGGAAUAGCAGUUGGGUGCACGGAGCUGUCAGGAAACAAGCACUUACCUUUGUAAGUACUGUGCAAGAUAAACAU
Messenger RNA from Colius striatus (speckled mousebird), 1200 nucleotides. RefSeq names its product iodothyronine deiodinase 1 (gene DIO1). The transcript is spliced from 4 exons. The record is from RefSeq and is a predicted model, not a curated record. Gene Ontology annotation, molecular function: thyroxine 5'-deiodinase activity. NCBI's taxonomy places the organism in Eukaryota, Metazoa, Chordata, Aves, Coliiformes, Coliidae.